Molecule: messenger RNA, 9958 nt
Organism: Carcharodon carcharias (great white shark)
Lineage: Eukaryota; Metazoa; Chordata; Chondrichthyes; Lamniformes; Lamnidae
Gene: arfgef3
Product: ARFGEF family member 3
Exons: 34
Coding region: 839-7426 (2195 amino acids)
Biological process (GO): regulation of ARF protein signal transduction
Molecular function (GO): guanyl-nucleotide exchange factor activity
Source: RefSeq, a predicted model, not a curated record
CUCAGCCAGGUUCAGACAGCAUCUGUGGAGAGGAAGACAAGAGUUAACGUUUCGAGUCCCUACGACUCUUCACCAGAGCACCAGAUCUUCAUCAGCCCUAACUCCGACUCUUGUUUGAUCUUUGACUCCGUGCUCCAGAUUAUCCCAACUCCGGCUCUGCUGCGGAUGUUUUUAUCUUCGACUCCCUGCUCCAGAUGUUCGAACUCUGAAUCUGUUGCGGAUAUUUUUUUUUCCUUGCGCUUGAUCUCUUCUGCUGCAGAUGUGUGUGUGUGUGUGUGUGUGUAUUUUUUGCUGCUCUCUCUCCCUAUCUCUCUCGUUCCAGCUCUGACUCUCCCUCUCUCUCUGCAAACCCCAACCACCCACCACUUAAUAUUUUAUUUAUUUUUUUUUUGCGUCUCAUGUGCUCCGGUUCCAGGGUUUCCAGUGGAUGUCAGGGAUUGCAGCCUGCUGUGUAUAACUUACCCCCCCCCCACCCGGAUCUGGCAAUGAGAGCUGCUGGUGCGCUUCGACCCGGACAGGAGACCGGGCGAGAUGAGGGGCUCAGCGCUUGAGGACAGUGCAUCAGCGCAGUAACAGCGCUGCAGGGACUGGAUCUCAGACAUCGCCUCAAUCCGCCUGCAAACCCCGCCUCUUCUCAUUCUAUUUAUCAUUUCCCCACCCCAUCCUUAAACAGGGAGAGGUAUCUUCUUCUGCUUGUUUAUACCAGCCGCCCCCCCCCCAACCACCACCACCACCACCUCCUCUCGACGACUUGCAGAUAACGGCAGGUAACAUCGCCCCGUAUCAAAUCCACCCAUUUCAUUCAGCCCAGAGCCCAGACUCCCAGUUCGGUGCCAUCAUGAUGGAUGAAAUUUUGAAGAGGAUUUCGAAGGAAGCUUCGGGGAACAAGUACAAGGCGAUAAGGGAUGCCUGCACCUUGGCAUGUGAGACACUGGAAUCUGAAAAUGGUGCUGCCAAACUGCCUACUUAUCAACUGAGGGAGCAAUGCUUGGUUCCGUUGAAGCUGGCUUUGGAAUCGAAGAAUGUGAAGCUAGCCCAGCAUGCAUUAGCUGGAAUGCAGAAACUGCUGGCAGAUGAGAGGCUGGUGUCUGCAGAGAAGGAGCUGGAGGAGAGACAGCUGCUGAAUCAGAUGCUGGACUCCAUGAAGAUUGCCCCCUUUCUGAAUGAAGACCUGCAAGUGGAAGUCAUGAAGGUGCUACUUUGCAUCACAUAUUCGUCGACCUUUGAAAUAAACGGCAGUGCAGUGCUGAAGAUUGCUGAGGUUUGCAUCGAGACUUACAUGGCCAGCUGUCACCAGCGCAGUAUCAACACAGCUGUGCGGGCUACCCUCAGCCAGAUGUUGAGUGACCUGACUCAGCAGCUCCGUCUCAAGCAGGAGAGCGAGAGCGAGGAUGCCCGCCCUGUGCAGGAGGAGCACCACAACAAAGGUUCUUCAAUCUCUGUCGAGUCUCUGUGUGAGGAUGUGGUCUCAGUGCUCGCUGUCCUUUACGAGAAGCUGCAAAGAGUUGUGAAUAGUAACCAGCAGUUGCAGCUCCUGUACCUUGAGUGCAUCCUCUCCAUGCUCAACAGCUCCUCUCCUGUCAUGCAUCGUCAUAAAGAUUUCACAGACCUCUUGUGGAAGCAGCUGUGUCCGGCCCUGAUCGUCAUCCUGGGCAACCCCAUCCACGACAAGACCAUCUCAUCAGGUCACAUGGCCUCGUUGACGGAGAGUGAGGCUGCUCCGUCUGGGGUCUCUGAUCACGGCCGCGGAUCUGGCUGUUCGUCCACGGCGCCCGCGCUAAUUGGACCGGUGGCGCGCACCAUUUAUUACAUAGCCGCGGAGCUGGUGCGACUGGUGGGCUGUCUGGAGUCACUGAGGCCGGUUCUGCAGUCCCUCUACCAUCGCCUCUUGUUGUAUCCACCGCCGCAACAUCGCGUGGAGGCUAUCAAGAUCAUGAAAGAGAUCCUCAGUAGCCCGCAGCGUCUAUAUGAUCUUGCUGGACCCACCGUAUAUGAAGGGGAAACAAAGAGAAGGUCUAGCCAGAAAAGAAAAUCUCACCUAGAUCUUCACAAAAUUAUCAUGGAUGGAAUGACAGAGGCCUGCGUUAAAGGAGGGAUUGAGGCCUGUUAUGCCUCGGUAUCCUGCGUCUGUGCUUUGCUCGGUGCCCUGGACGAGUUGAGCCAAGGAAAGGGGCUGAACGAGGAGCAGGUGCGUCACCUGCUGAGACACUCGGAGGAGCUGAAGGGCGGCACCGAGUCCACACGGGAGUCCAUGGAGAUCAGCGAGGCCGACUUCAGGUGGCAGAGGCGCAUCCUGUCAGCCGAGCAGGCUCACUGGGAGUCUAGCAAUGAGAAGAGCCCCGACAUCAGCAUCAGUGUCACCACGGACACCGGCCGCACCACCCUGGAGGAGGGUAUGGGGCAAACCACCCCGGAGGAGAACCCCCCGCUGCUGAGGAACCACUUGGAAUAUUCCACAGGCCUCGAUAUUAAUGAGGCUUUGAGUAAAAUGUCAGGUUUGGGCCUGGAGCAGGGGGAACAGUUGGAAGGAAUUCAUCGAAACAACAUUCACGCCUACCCAGAUUUAGCAAACUUCCUAUCGGUCGACCCCCGGACUAAUAAACCACCCGGAUCCCGAUACAGCGAAAGUAAUUUUAGCAUCGAUGAGCAGGACAUUUCCAGGACUGAGUUUGACUCCUGCGAUCAGUACUCAAUGGCAGCCGAAAAGGACUCUGGGAGGUCAGAUGUCUCGGAGAUUGGCUCCGAUAACUGCUCUCUGGCGGACGAGGAGCAGACGCCCAGGGAUUGCCUGGGUCACAGGUCACUGCACGGAGCCACCCUGACCCUGAAGGUCCUGAAGAACCAGGAGGCUGACCAGCACAGUGCCCGAAUCUUUGUCCAGUCACUUGUCACCCUCCUCCCUCGCCUGCUGUCUCUCCAGAACCCGGAGGAGGUUGAUUCCUCCCUGCAGAGUUUUGCCUCUACAUUUUGCUCGGGUCUGCAGUCAGGUAUGGUGGCCCUACCACCCCACCCCCCCAAACGUUUAAAAGAGCUCUUGCGUUCACCUGGUAUGGAUGGCAGUGAGAGCUCCUGCUGCCAGACACUGAUGAAUGCAGAUGGAUUGUACCUGGUGGCCUUCCACACUCUGUCGUUCAACCUCAAGCUGAUCACCUGCGAUUACUACCGGAGAAAGCCAGCACCUGUCCCUGCAUCACUGAAGGAGUUUGUGAGGCAGGUGCAAAGCAGUCGAGUUCUGAUGGUUCUGUCACAAGCGUGGAUUGAAGAACUUUACCACCAGGUGCUUGACAGGAACCUGCUGGGAGAAGCCGGAUACUGGGGAACAACAGAGGAACACUGUCUGCCCUUCAUCAUCAUGCUAACUGAUAUGGAUGGACUGGGAAGCAGUGCCGUAGGAGGGCAGAUGGUCAGCACUGCGUCAGAACAAUCUCCUCUAGCCCAAGAAAAGAACACACCUGACUCUGUGACUGCAGGUAUGUGCUUUGCCCGGUUCAUUCUGAUUGGCUGCUGGAAGAACCUGAUUGACACACUCUCUACUCCACUGACUGGCCGGGUGGCUGGCAGCUCCAAGGGGCUGGCGUUCAUACUGGGCACGGACGGCAUUAAGGAGCAGAACCAGAAGGAGAGAGAUGCCAUCUGCAUGAGCCUGGAUGGCCUCCGGAAAGCAGCUCGGCUCAGCUGUGCGCUAGGUGUUGCAGCCAAUUGUGCCUCAGCCCUUGCACAGAUGUCAGCAGCAUCAUGUGUCCAGGAUGAGAAGGAGGACAAAGAAAUCCCAGAGACCACUGACCCCAUAGCACAAGUGAAGCAGAAAGUGGAGCAGAAGCUGGAGCAGAUUGGGAGGCCGCAGGGCGUUCAGCUCCACACGGCCCAUGUUCUCUGCAUGGACGCCAUCCUCAGUGUGGGCCUGGAGAUGGGCAGUCACAAUGCAGACUGCUGGCAACACGUCUUCAGAGUGUGUGAAUACAUCAGCACGUUGGAGCACAGUCACUUCAGUGACGGAGGCUCGCAGCCUCCCAUCGCCAUCACGCAGGCACAGCAGGCCUCAGGCCCCCUGCAGCCUGCAGACGUCGCUCUCAACUCCGCCAGGAACCUGAGCCCCGAGCUGGACACCCAUAUUGGCAACCCCGUCAUCCAGUCCGUCACCAUACAGGAGCUGAUCAAGGAGAACUGCAAGGGGAAGGCGUUUGACUUCCGAGGAGGAGGCGUGCUGAGCGGGAGCCACGCGGCCAGAGCUGUCUGCACCCUCUCCACAAUGGCUGACAAGUUAUUUGAAGAUGCCGCAGUGAAGCUGAAUCUCAACUCUCUGGUGGGAUUUCUCAAUCAGCUACGGAAGGCGUCACAAGCUCAGCUUUUUGACUCCAUUACCGAGACCGUGGACUACUCUCUGGCGAUGCCAGGAGAGGCCCGGUCCACCCAUGACCGGCGGAGCGCUCUUCACCUGUUCCGACUCGGCGAUGUGAUGCUACGAAUUGUACGCAGCAGACAUUGUCCCCUGUUGCACCUAAUGAAGACCUGGAGUGUGGUGGGCCCUCACUUAGCAGAGGCUGCCUGUCACAAGGAGAGGCAUGUUUCCCAGAAAGCGAUUUCCUUCAUCCACGAUAUCCUGACUGAAGUUCUAACAGACUGGAAUGAGCUGCCCUAUUUCCACUUCAACGAGGCCCUUUUCCGACCGUUUGAGCACAUCAUGCAGUUGGAGCUGUGUGAUGAGGAUGUGCAAGAUCAGGUGAUAACAUCGAUUGGAGAGUUGGUGGAGGUAUGUUCACCGCAGAUCCAGUCUGGCUGGAGACCACUCUUCAGUGCGUUGAAGACAGUGCACAGUAAUAAGUCUGAUGUGAAGGAAUAUCUGAUUGGUGACUAUUCUAUGGGAAAAUCCCAGGCUCCGGUCUUUGACGUCUUUGAAGCAUUCCUCAACACGGAUAACAUUCAAGUGUUUGCGAAUGCAGCCACUGACUACAUAAUGUGCCUUAUGAAGUUUGUCAAGGGUUUGGGUGAUGAGGAUUGUAAAGAAAUAGGGGAUUGCUUUCCGGGUUUGGGAUCCAGUUCCACAGAUUUGUGCCUUCCUGCCCUCGAUUACCUCAGGAAGUGUUCACAGUUACUUGCCAAAAUCUACAAGAUGCCUUCGAAGCCGAUUUUCCAUGGGGCACAGCUUGCCAACUUGCCAUUUCGGGGACCAGAGAGAUCGAUGAGCAGUGAGGACGGGAUUGAGUCAGUCCUCAACGAGUUUGAUGAUGACACAGGAUUGAUUCAAGUCUGGAUUCUACUGCUGGAGCAGCUCACCACUGCCAUCUCCAACUGUCCACGCCAGCACCAGCCUCCCACGCUGGACCUCUUGUUUGAACUGCUACGAGAAGUCACUAAAGUACCUGGACCUGGAUUUGGGAUUUUUGCUGUUACGCAUCUCCUCCUUCCAGUGAUGUCCCUGUGGCUUCAACGUAACCAUGGAGACCAAUCGUACUGGGAGAUGGCUGCUGCCAAUUUCAAGCAUGCCAUUGGUCUCUCUUCGGAGCUGGUGAUGGAGCAUAUUCACUGCUUCAUCCAGUCAGAUAUUGGCUACGAGAGCAGCAUCAACGCCAUGCUGAAAGACCUCCUGAAGCUCCUUGUGUCCUGUAUUGCAGAACCCACAGAGACAAUCUCCCGUGUCGGCUGCUCCUGUAUCAGGUACGUGCUCGUUACAGCUGGACCUGUGUUUACUGAUGAGAUGUGGAGGCUGGCCUGCUGUGCCCUUCAAGAUGCUUUCACGGUUACACUGGAACCAGUAAAGAACCUGCUGGCCUGUUUUCAGAGCGGCUCGGACAGCUUCAGCGGCGACGCGUGUGAGGUGAAGGUGGCGGCUCCGUCACAUUCCGCCAGCGCCGAGGCGGAGUACUGGAGAAUCCGGGCAAUGGCACAGCAGGUUUUCCUACUAGACACCCAGUGCUCUCCCAAAACUCCGAACAACAGGGAGGGUUUUGAGCAUGCUCAGUCCUGCGUGCUGAUCAUCGAGCUCCCACCAGACGAGAAACCCAAUGGCCACACUCAGAAAAGAAUUCCAUUCCGGACAAUAGUGGUGAGUCUGUUAUCCCACCAGGUGUUACUGCAGAAUCUAUAUGACGUUCUGCUCGAAGAAUUUGUCAAAGGUCCUACACCAAGCGAGGCUUCAGAUCGAACUAUCACCUUCGGAGAGACAAGGCCGGCCAGCUUCCUGAGGUACAUCUCCAUGCAGAACCUGGCGGUCAUCUUCGAUCUGCUGCUGGACUCCUACAAAACGGCCAGGGAGUUUGACACGAGGCCCGGGCUGAAGUACCUGCUGAUGAAAGUGUCGGGCGUGGGAGGGGCUGCCAACCUCUACCGCCAGUCAGCGAUGAGCUUCAACAUUUACUUCCAGGCUUUGGUUUACGCCAUUCUGACCAACCAGGAGAACAUAACCGCAGAGCAGGUCAAGAAGAUCCUCUACGAGGAGGAAGAGCUUAGCUCGGAUUCGUCCCAGCAGUGUUCCUCAGAGGAUGAGGAUAUCUUCGAGGAGACGGCCCAAGUCAGCCCUCCGAGGGGGAAGGAGAAGAGACAGUGGAGAGCUAGAGUGCCUUCUCUCAGCAUUCAGCCUGUUAGCAAUGCAGACUGGGUCUGGUUGGUGAAGAGGCUGCACAAGCUGUGCCUGGAGCUCUGUAAUAACUAUAUCCAGUUGCACCUUGACCUGGAGAGCUUGGCAGAGGAACCCCCGGCAAUGAGGGGCGACCCCCUCUUCUUUCUGCCCUCCUGCUAUUCCGAAGGAUCCACCCCGUCCACCGGGGGCAUGUCGGGCAAAGAUACGCCUUCAGAAGAGGGCUCCAAGUGUCACGGGAAAGAGCAGGCAAUGGAAGACGGGAAGACCAAAGGGCCAGGCAGCGCCCCCCUGAGCCCCAAUGUGGAAAAGAAGGAGCAAGGCAGGAGGAAGGAAUGGUGGGAGAGCGCUGGCAACAAGAUCUACACCAUCGCCACCGACAAGACCAUCAAUAAGCUCGUGUUCGAGUACAAGAAGCGCAAGCAGCAGCAUAACCUGACCGCGUUUGUCAAGGAGGGAAAGUCGGAGAAGGGGGACAGCGCACCCGGGAGGUGUCCAGAUUCACCCCUUCAACGGCCUCAGCAACUGCUGGACCAGGGCCAAAUGAGACAUUCCCUCAGCGCGGGACCUGAGCUGCUCAGACAGGAGAAACGGCCCCGCUCUGGCUCCACAAUAAGCUCCCACAGUGUCUCCCUCCGUGACACUGAGGCCCAGAUGCAGGCCUGGACCAACAUGAUAUUGACCGUCCUCAACCAAAUCCAGCUGCUGCCAGACCAGAUGUUCACGGCACUCCAGCCGUCGGUGUACCCGAGCAUCAGCCAGCUUACCUGCCAUGUCACCGAUGUCCGGGUUCGUCAAGCCGUUAGGGAAUGGCUGGGAAGAGUGGGAAGAGUUUAUGAUAUAAUUAUGUAAAAAAAAAAACACGGAAACACAAAUGGGGAAAAAAAAGGAAUCUAUAUUUAUGAAGCACAAUAGUUCACUUUCAACCUGCAAGUAAAUGACCUACUUUGCCAAUCCUGACCUGGAAACAUUUAAAGCGCUAAUGCCGCGCCCCCCCCUCCCCGAACCAUUCAUCAUUCCUGCCAAUGGCUGGCUCCCUGUGGAAGUCCUUGAGCCUCAGAUCCCACACUGGGGUCAUAUCCUCUCCCCUUCUUCUUCUUAGGCACUCCCUUGGGAUGGAGGACGACUUGCUCCCACUCCGGCUCGAUGGGGCCUGCGAUGGGACCCUAACGUGGGGUGACCGCUGCAGGCUGGGGGGGGGGGGGCCUUGGUCCAAUGGCAUGGGCGUCCUCGAGACGCUGGGAGGCCAGGCUCCCCCCGUGAGCCACCUGUGUGUCCUGUGCACGGUCUUACGCAGACGGGGACGAUAAAUCUGUGACAGAGGAACAGAAGCUGAAAAAUCCAGUCAAACCGGCUCAAGGGUGUUGAAAUCUACAGUAUUAUGAGCGGAAUGUCCGCGCAGUUUAUCUGAGUGAGGUGGGGGUGAGGGGGCAUUAAAUCUGAAAGGGGCAUCCUCACCGGCCAGGCACUCAGGGUUUGGAUUGCAGGGCGAGGGGUCAAAGGCUGGUCAACAAGGCCGCAGCAUAGCUGCAUUUGAGGGCGGUCACUUUGGCCCACCUUUGCUCACCCCUCUCUAAACAAAACACAAACCUACGGUCACCCCCUUGGGUGAAAUCUUCCACAUGGACAGCUGGAAUAUUGCAUCCAGGUCUGGAAGCCACACUUUAGGAAAGAUGUGAAGGCAUCGGAGUGCAGGAAAAAUUCACGAGAAUGAUUCCAGGGACGAGGAGCUUCAGUUAGGUGGAAAAAUUGGAGAAGUUAGGACUGUUUUCCUGAGGGAAAAGGAAGCUGAGAGAAGAUUUGUUGGAGAUGUUCAAAAUGAUGAGGGGCCUGGACAGAGUGGAUAGGGAGAAACUGUUCCCACACGUGAAAGGAUCGAGAAUGAGAGGGCACAGAUUUAAAGUAAUUGGCAAAAGAAGCAAAAGUGACAUGAGCAAAAUCUUUUCCACACACCGGGUGGUUAAGGUCUGGAAUGCACUGCCUGAGAGGGUGGUGGAGGCAGGUUCAAUCGAAGCGUCCAAAAGGGAAUGAGACUGUUGUCUGAAAAGGAAGAAUGUGCAGGGUUACAGAGACAAGGCAGAAGCUGGUGCAGAUCAACAUGAUGGGUUGAAAGACCUCCUUCUGUGCUGUGAUUCAUAAGAUGGGAAGAGUUGGAUUGUUAUCCUGUUCUACACACCGUCCAAUUUACCUCCCAUUGAAGUCCAGCUAAAGUUUUCACCAAAGUUUGCAGGCCCACAUUUCUUGCAUGAGUCUGAGGUUUUUGCCAUUGGUAGACUCAGAGAGACUUUUCCAAAUGUUGGUUACUCUUUGUAGGAAGUCCUUUCCUUGACAUCCAUCCAACAUUACCUCUUUCCCCCAAGUUUCAGCCUGUAACUCACCCUCGUUCUGCUGUCCUUCACUGUGAACUUAUGCUCUGGAUUUGCCAUUUUUUUAAACCAGCCUCCUAACCAGGGCUGCUGCUUUGGAAGGUUUUUUAGUAAACGGCGUGAUCUUCAGGUGAAUAUUUCCACAUUGAAGGUAUAAUUUGUCAAAUGGAUUAUUAAGGACCCAACACAGAAGUUUUACAGUUAUGCUAUAAUGCAUAAGUUGCAUUUAUGUAGCGUCUUGGGGCAUUGUCUCCAUGUUAAAGGUUUUAUGCAAAUGCAGUUGUUAUGUUGGAUUCCAUAGUAACUGUUGCUCUAUUGCCUCCCUCGCCAUCAAGAUGGAGAGCCUUGUGAGGCUGCUUGUUUCCUAUAUGUUGAGACUGGAGCCAAGCCUUCCAUCCACAGAAACUCUGAGCACUGUUUUUGGGCAGAAAUUUCCACUUACACGCCUGGAUUUCAAUCAGAGAAGCUUACAGCACAGAAAGAGACCAUUCAGCCCAUCAUACGGCCCAGUCAGAUUCCCAUUUGAUCUCAUUGUGUCCAGCCUGACCAUAUUCAGUCCCUUGAUUGGCUUUGAGAUUUUCAGCCACUCAGAGUCCAGUGUGGCUCCUACAUCCAAUCUGGAUGACAGGACAUUGGAUGGACAAAGGAAAGAAUGUAAUACUUACUUUUGAAAAUAAAUGUACACAGCAAGGUAAACAAAGUGAAAUUAAAAUUAUAUAUAUGAGAGAUGGGGAGAAAAAAACAGCUACAUGGUAAUCAAAGGAGUCUCUUUUCUGACCUUCAGAAUGGAUGCUCCACCUCCCUCAUGGUGUCCCAUUCUCCAUUGCCUCAAUCUUGGCAACUUUCAUUGGCUCUCCUCCCCCCGACAAGGUAGCCCACAUGAUCAACACCCUAUCCACCAUCUUAAACAUUCACUCCCUCCAUCUCCGACACACAGUGGCAUCAUCUUAAAGAUGUGCUGCAGCAGCUCACCAAGGCUCCCACAGUAGCACCUUCCAAACGCACGACCUCUACCAUC